GAGCCAGAUGAGGCACAUCUGGACAGCUGCGCCGAGGAACUGUGCGGCCCCUUCGCGGGCCCGACGUCAGCUGAGCACGUCCCCCACGUCCUCUCCUGCUAGUCACUUUUAUUAUUCAUAUUCCCAAAGAAGCAACCGAGGAUCCAGGCUUAAAACUUUUUUUUCCGCUAAUUGAGACGGGGCCAGAUCUCAUCCCGCGCACAGUUUAAUUUUCAUGGGGCUCUGGGAUCAAAAGAACAGAAACAGCAACAACAAAAGCCCAGCCGCUGUCUGAUUUAAAACUGGCAAAGUGAGAAAAAUAGUGUUGAGUAAACAGACCGAGUUGGACAUGGGGAGUUUCAGAGGUCAUGCCCUCCCUGGAACCUUCUUCAUUACCAUGGGUAUUUGGUGGACCAUAAAGUGCACUCUGAAGUAUGCCUGCAAAAAGCACAAACGGACUUCCUACCUUGGUUCCAAAGCAUUAUUCCAUCGAAUAGAUAUUGUGGAGGGAAUUACAAUAAUUUGCAUGGCUUUAACUGGCAUGCUUGGAGAGCAGUUUGUUACUGAAGGGCCCCACUUGGCUUUAUAUAACUAUAAAGAGGGCCAGUGGGUCCAACUCCUGAGCUGGCAUCAUUCCACCAUGUAUUUCUUCUUCGGGCUGGUGGGCGUGGCAAACAUCUUAAGGUUUAUCACCAAUUCGUUUCCCAUUUCCUUAAUCAAAUUGCUGUUGUCGAAUGCCUUAUUUGUUGAGGCUUUUAUCUUGUACAACCACACUCAUGGCCGGGAAAUGCUGGACAUCUUUGUGCACCAGCUGCUGGUCUUGGCUGUCUUUGUGGCAGCCCUGAUAGGCUUCUUGGAGUUCUUUGUAAGGAACAAUGUCAUUGUGGAGCUUCUUCAGAUGACCCUUAUCCUGCUUCAGGGAAGCUGGUUCUGGCAGAUUGGUUUUGUCCUUUAUCCCCCUAGUGGAGGUCCUGCAUGGGAUUCAAUGGAUCAUGACAACAUUAUGUUUCUCAGCAUAUGCUUUUGUUGGCAUUACACAUUACACAUUGUCAUUGUUGGAGUGAUUUAUGCCUUUGUUACUUGGCUGACAUCUGGGCCUCAUCCCCUUAGGGGCUGGGCAGCCUCCAAGAAUAAAGGCGACAUUCAAGGAGCCUCUCUAGCUCAUGUCAGCUCUCUUCCAUGGCCAAAAGAAGACUACUGUCUCUUCCUGUUUCAAAAGGCUUCAGACCCCUCUUAUCCACUUACAACUUUCUAGAAACCAGAAACUCCAUGUUUAUUUUCUCAACACUCCCCACCUCCAGACACCUUUAUCUUUUGUGACCACUUAGUCCCUUCUACCUGGCAUAUCCAAAUCAAAUGCCAUAUCUUCUAUGAAAACUUCUGUGAUAAUUCUAGCCCUCAUUUCCCUUCAUGAGUUUGGAUAGUACUUGAGUCGCUACUACUCAUUUUAGCAAUUGUGAUCUAUCUUUACUAUUAGCCAGUCUUAUCUGCUAGCUAGGUUGUAUCACUUUAAGGAAAAGACCCUUUUCGUAUUUCACAUGGCUG
Neofelis nebulosa (Clouded leopard) is the source of this 1524-nucleotide messenger RNA. RefSeq names its product transmembrane protein 45A (gene TMEM45A). The coding region runs from base 329 to 1234 and encodes 301 amino acids. The record is from RefSeq and is a predicted model, not a curated record. Lineage: Eukaryota; Metazoa; Chordata; Mammalia; Carnivora; Felidae. The transcript has 6 exons.